CACUAAGCAUGUUUUUAUUAGAUUUUCUCUCUUUUCUGCAGAUAUUUGCUAAAUUCUUGGUGGAAAAUAAUAAAAACGUUGAAAAAAAAAGAAUCCACAUUUCAUCCACGGUUCCACGUCACGACAGAGAAACUUUCUGAAAUCAGGCCUCAGAGCCCGCCAGUCAAAUUUGAAUUCUUCAAACCACAACGCUUAAGACACACAACAGAAAAACACAGCGAGGUAAAACAGGGCGACGGUGAGAAGAGAGGAUGGGGGAGGGCGGAAGAAACAGAGAGAAAGGAAGAGAGACGGUUUUAGAGCUUCAGGUCUAAAAGUGGAGGACUGAGAAACGCCGCAGAGGAAGGAGCUUAAAAGAAAAAGGAACAAAAUAACUUGAAUAAAAGGGAAACUGCUGCUGCUUCGCUGAUGAUCACAGCUUCUUGUUGUAAAAAGAAAAAACAAUCAAGUGUUGGAGACGGUUUGAAUCAAGAUGAUGAAGCUGCUGUUUCAGCUCUGCUUCCUGGCUCUAGCAACUUCUGCUGUUUCAGAAGAAAUACCUCCGACGACGAUACCUCCUGCAACUCCAGCUCCAGAAACUUCCACUCCCUCACAACUAAAUGACACGAAAACGACCAUGGAUGUUCUGAAAAAUGCCACAGAUAAUUUUAAUGCUUCGACACCUAAGAUGGACGUUAACAGAACCACAGAGGAGACGAAGAACGCAUCAAUGCCAACUCCAUCACCCACAAUGCAUCAGAGGCCAACCUCACCUUCAGUAACCACGCAGAAAGUAGAAACCGGCGAAGGGUCAACCUCUGCAGCGACUACGGCGUCCGCAGCAGUGGCUGCAGGCGGUUCAUCUUGGGCUUACAUCCUGCUGGUGUUGAUCAUCAUCGUCAUCAUCGUUCUGUGUGUCAUCCUCUACAUGCUCCGCAGGGCAUCCAGGACAUACUCGUUUGACCUCCAGCGCCCUCCGGCCUCCAGCAGUGCGUACGAACCAACUGGCACCUUCGGUCAGGUCUACCUGGACGACCUCGACCAACCGGCUAACAAAGAUGUGAUCUCUGAUGAUCUCUCCACCACACCGGUACCCAACGGCACCGGCCCAAAACCAGAGGAGAACACAGAUGGGGAAGAGAACGCUCUUCAGGAUCCUCCAGAAGCAAACGACCCGCAGCGAUCUUCGUCCCCCUCCUCUUCCUCCUCCAGCAGCAGCUCGUUAUCAGGAGGCGACCAGGCAGAGAAGAAAUCCAACCAGAUGAGCAGCAACAACUUGUUCUUCGAUGCAGUCGAGGAGACGCAGCCGCAGCAACAGAACGGAAACAACAACAAUCCAUCGGUUUGCUCCAGCAACCCAUUUGUGGAAAUAAACCUGGAUGAUCCGGCCUGGUCCGAUCAGCUCCUAUCUCCUCCGCCGACCUCCUCGGUCCUCCCCUUCUCUUCUUUCUCCUUCUCCUCUUCCUCCUCUUCUUCAUAGCACCCAAACAUUCACACAGAAGCAGAGACUGAAUGUCCUCCCCACCAGAAUCAGCAGAAGGUCUUUAAAGAUUUCUCUCUUUUUUUCGUCAAAAUGCCUCCCUGCUUACUUGAAACGUCAACAAGCUAAACACGAAGCUAACCCAAAGUUAGCCUGAACUAUUUUGAUGAUGAAAUGCUAUUUUUUUUCUCAAGUGGUUUAAUUAAUUUUUUUUAUAAUCUAUAAAAAAAAAUCCAGAAAAACUGCAACUUGCAACAUUUGAUGCUGUCAAAUCAAACUGUUUUAGUUUAGCGUUUAUAAGUUAUGAGUUUUAUAGCUUUCUGUUUACACAUUAUCGGUUCUCAAACUAAAUAAACUGUAAAGACUAGAAGCUAAUGUCUCCUAAUUACCCUCAACGUGUACAAUUUUGUAAAAACUUCUUAUAAAAUCUUUAUUUUGUGCCUCACAUGAUAACAGAAACUCAACAGCUUUGAAUUUCUAAUUCUGAAGAAUUGUUUUUGGUUUAACUAUUAUGAAUUAUUUCUUUACUGUACAGAAGUAAAAAUAUGCAGGAACUGCUUUAAUUAAUGCUCUGAUUCAAACUGAUAAGCAGCUGUGGAACGUUUUUAUUUACUAACAUGACCUGAACUUUAACCUGUAUGAAUCAAACUUCCUGUCAGUGAAGCACAUUUUGUGUUGGUUUUAAAAUAAAAACAUUUUGUGUUGGUUU
Poecilia latipinna (sailfin molly) is the source of this 2168-nucleotide messenger RNA. Its product is annotated as putative protein TPRXL. Bases 473 to 1459 code for a protein of 328 amino acids. The transcript has 11 exons. Lineage: Eukaryota; Metazoa; Chordata; Actinopteri; Cyprinodontiformes; Poeciliidae. The record is from RefSeq and is a predicted model, not a curated record.